Molecule: messenger RNA, 1357 nt
Organism: Pseudomyrmex gracilis
Lineage: Eukaryota; Metazoa; Arthropoda; Insecta; Hymenoptera; Formicidae
Product: transmembrane protein 68
Exons: 6
Coding region: 345-1271 (308 amino acids)
Cellular component (GO): membrane
Molecular function (GO): acyltransferase activity
Source: RefSeq, a predicted model, not a curated record
GCUCGCGUCUUCGGAUGCACGUGUAGAGAUAUAGAUAUUUCUAUAUCGACGAAAAAACCCCGGACACACGGGACUUCGAUUGUAUAUAUUCACGUUCCGCGUACAGACCGCUUUACAUAAUACGAAAAUUUUUUUACUUCCCUUUUUUAUCUCGUUCGAACAUGCCGUUUGUUAAACGCGGCGUAUAGGUGUGUCGUUUGCAAACAUAUAUAUUUAACGAUUACGAAAAAUUAUUAUUCCUCGUGCCCGUUCGUUCCCCCGAAAAAAAAUGCCCGAACCGGAAAUGAAACGACACUACUGACGCUUGGUGUACGUUUAAAAAAUUACAGAAAACGUCAUUGUACAUGUAUAUUGGGGGUACCCCAAAUACAAUUGAAUACAUUGAUCUGGAUUUUACAUUGUGGCUGACAUGGCUCUUAAUGCCACUUCUAAUAACAUUUCUGCUACCGCUUGUAAUCGCGUUGCUGUUGUACUCAACUUCCCUAAUAUUAUAUGUCUACAAGCUACACAGAGUCAGAUUAAGAAACGCUUAUGGCACUCCCUGGCAAAAUGCAGCACGUUACGCAGUUGCAGCUAUCUGGGAUGCACACGGUUGGAUUUGGCAUGGAUAUGAGGUUGUGGGUUUGGAAAAUAUUCCACAGGACAAGCCAGUUUUAUUUAUAUAUUAUCACGGUGCUAUUCCAAUUGACUUAUACUACUUCAUAUCCAAAGUAUUCCUGUUCAAUUCGAAGCUAAUCCAUACCGUAGCCGAUCGAUUUCUCUUUAAGUUACCUGGAUGGUCCAUCAUCUCGGAUGUUUUGAAAGUAAUACCUGGCACAGUUCAAACAUGUUCCGCUAUUUUAAAAGAGGGAAACAUGCUUGCUAUUUCCCCGGGCGGAGUUUACGAGGCUCAAUUCGGGGACUCGUACUACAAACUCAUGUGGCAGAAAAGAAUGGGAUUUGCGAAAGUUGCUCUGGACGCCAAAGUGAGCAUAGUUCCUUUAUUUACUAAAAAUAUCAGAGAAGCAUUUAGAACCGUAAGCUGGGGAAGAAGGCUGUGGCUGAGGAUGUAUGCCAAGACAAAAUUUCCCUUUGCACCUAUCUACGGUGGCUUUCCGGUAAAAUUGGUUACAUAUGUGGGUGAACCUAUUCCAUAUGACGGGACUCUCACACCGGAAGAGUUGCAACAAAAGGUUGCUGAUUCACUUAGAGAUUUAAUAGAACAACAUCAGAGAAUACCCGGUAACAUAACAUGGGGUUUGAUGGAUAGAAUAUACAAUACAAAGAGAUAGACGUAGCUUAAUAUAAUAAUCCUCUUUUGCAAUGUACUUAAUACUUAAUGAGUCUACAAACUUCUCAGUAUACGGGUUAGAAAGUA